CAUGGAUUCUCCCCUUGUCCAUCGAAAUUCUCCUGUCAACUCCCUCUCAGAAUGAAGUGUGUCCCUUCGCCGCAAGCCCUGCGUCUUUUGCACCGCGCGGUGCGAGGUCAAGGCCCCGUCGUUCGCCCUCGAUCCUCCACUCCCUUCCUGUCCUUGACUCGUCAGUUCCACGCGACUCCUCGGUGGGAUAAGACCGAAACACAUGUCCUAUCAGACAUUGGCGAAGGUGUCAAAGAAGUCCAGAUCAUCCAAUGGUUUGUGGAAGAAGGCGCUCCUAUUGAGGAGUGGAGCCCUCUGUGCGAAGUCCAAAGUGACAAAGCCUCAGUCGAGAUCACCUCCAAAUAUACCGGCGUCAUUAAGAAACUGCACUUUGCUCAAGACGCCGUCGUACAAGUUGGAGAUGCAAUGCUUGAUAUUGAGGUUGAGGGAGAAGAUGAACCGCAGCCUGGACACGAGGCUGAAUCCGACUCACAAGAUGUGGAACAAAAGGCAGAGGGAGGGCAACCUCCGGCUAAAGAGGAGGUAUCGCCAGCAGCCCCCGAGCCCAAGACGCCCAGUAAACAUGCCUCAUUGGCAACUCCGGCCGUCAGAGGUCUUCUGAAAGAACACGGCUUGGUGAUCGAGGACAUCACUGGCACGGGUAAAGACGGCCGAGUCCUCAAGGAAGAUGUCUAUCGGCACAUGGAGGGCGCGAAGACCUCCUCGUCUGGCACGACUACAUUGGCGAUGAAACCAACCAUUGAUGCCAAACAGACCGAGACCGCCCAGAAACUCACACCCAUCCAAUCUGCAAUGUUCAAGAGCAUGACAGGUUCGCUUUCCAUUCCUCAUUUCCUCUACUCGGACACUUUGGAUAUCACCAACCUCUCGUCCAUCCGGUCGAGGCUCAACGCAAUCCGGAACCCGGAAACCAGUCCUAAAUACUCCUACAUGCCCUUCAUCAUUAAAGCCGUCUCUCUUGCCCUCAAUCAAUACCCUAUUCUCAACGCCCGACUCGACCUGACCUCUGACCCCAAGAAGCCGCAACUCCAAAUGCGAGCAGUCCACAACAUUGGUGUGGCCAUGGACACUCCCAAUGGCCUUGUGGUCCCGGUGAUCAAAGCCGUGAACGCAAGAUCCAUUAGUUCCAUCGCACAAGAACUUUCGCGUCUCGCCCAACUCGGUGCAGCUGGAAAACUUGGCAAUGCCGAUCUUACAGGCGGCACUAUCACCGUCAGUAACAUUGGAAACAUCGGUGGCGGAGUCCUUGCUCCAGUCAUUGUCGAGGGCCAGAUGGCCAUCAUGGGUGUUGGUCGGAUCAAGAAGGUACCGGUAUUCGCCCAAGAUGGUGUGACGGUCAAAGCCGCAGAGCAAGCUGAAGUGAGCUGGAGCGCUGACCAUCGAGUUGUUGAUGGUGCCACAAUGGCGAGAAUGGCUACCAUGGUCCAGCGGUAUCUGGAGGAGCCAGGGACCAUGAUUGCUGACUUGAGUUGAUUUAUCAACCACCUAGCCACGUUGCAUCAGCACUCAGAUUGUGCAUGUUGGAAAAGGAGGGAAAUGGCGUUUUACGAAUGCACGGGGGCGUAGCAAAUCCGUCCUGUUGGCCAAAAGUGGUUCUACCAUGUUCUCGAAGAACGUCAAGGUAUACGGCAAUUCUUGGGCAUGUCAGUACAUGCCCGGAAUGUCACGAUUGAACGUAAUUAUGCCAACAUAGCUUCAAUCUUCGGACUAAUUGUCGGAGAAGAAGGCCCAUGUAGCCAGUUAUUUGACAACGACAUUAACUGUUGGGCGCAGAGUCGGCGUCCAAAUAGAAAUGCAGAAGCAAGAUUGACGUAUGGAAGAUAUUAGAUCGAGGCCACGAACUGGC
Messenger RNA from Exophiala mesophila, 1846 nucleotides. RefSeq lists its product as uncharacterized. The transcript has a single exon. The record is from RefSeq and is a predicted model, not a curated record. Gene Ontology annotation, molecular function: acetyltransferase activity; lipoic acid binding. The coding region runs from base 52 to 1473 and encodes 473 amino acids. NCBI's taxonomy places the organism in Eukaryota, Fungi, Ascomycota, Eurotiomycetes, Chaetothyriales, Herpotrichiellaceae. Gene Ontology annotation, cellular component: cytoplasm; mitochondrion.